Messenger RNA from Thermothielavioides terrestris NRRL 8126, 2354 nucleotides. RefSeq lists its product as uncharacterized. Bases 224 to 2245 code for a protein of 673 amino acids. Gene Ontology annotation, cellular component: mitochondrion; cytosol. Gene Ontology annotation, biological process: tyrosyl-tRNA aminoacylation. The transcript is spliced from 3 exons. Gene Ontology annotation, molecular function: ATP binding; tyrosine-tRNA ligase activity; RNA binding. NCBI's taxonomy places the organism in Eukaryota, Fungi, Ascomycota, Sordariomycetes, Sordariales, Chaetomiaceae. The record is from RefSeq and is a predicted model, not a curated record.
UUUUAAACAUCCCGAGAUACAGAUAUUCUGGGAUCGAAAUUUUCAUCGAGGUCACGUUACCGUUGGUAACGAUUGAUGACCGUGUGAACGGCAAACUUCGUUGGCGGUUUGAGCCCCCGGUUCGCAAAAUUUGGGGCUUCGAAAACCGCGUCGCAUCGCGAAGGAUGCUUGCAGAAGCCAUCCAGGCGUCGUCGAUCUAGUUGGAAUAACACGGCGCGCGGUCAUGGCGCCCUCCCAGGCGCUCCUGCUGAACCGUGGCCCGGUCUGCCGGCGAUGCCUCGUUGUCUCCGCGAUAGCGAUUGUGCCGAUCCAGCGCCGGUCCAUCUCGUCAAAAUACUUGAGAAAGCUGGCAGAAGCAGAGAGGCAAUGGCAGAAACGCGCGGAGCUGAUCAAAGAAGGGAAGUUGCCCAAUUUCUGGGACCUGCUGGAGGAGCGCGGUUAUGUGAAGGAUACGGCUGGAUCGAGGGACACCAUCCGCGAGCUCAUGAGAAGGAAGCGGAUAGGCGCAUAUGCCGGAGUUGACCCCUCCGCCAGCUCGCUGCACGUCGGCCACCUACUGCCCCUGAUGGCGAUAUUCUGGAUGUACAUGCACGGAUAUCGCGCCGUUACCCUCAUCGGCGGGUCGACCGUCAAGAUAGGCGACCCCACCGACCGGCUGAAGACGCGGGAGGCCAUGCGCAGCGCCGAUGUGGCCAUAAAUAUCACCAAGAUUCACUACCAGAUGAAGAAGCUGUGGACGAAUGUCGAGGCGCAGGCUAAAAGGUUUGGAUACACGAAGGAGUGGGCUUGGAGGCGCGCGAUAGUGAACAACAACACCUGGUGGAACUCGACCCCAAUGCUCGACGUCCUGAAGAGAGUAGGGAGGUCCAUCAGGAUCGGGCCAAUGCUAUCCCGCGAUACCGUCAAGCGGAAAAUGACCGAAGGGGACGGCGUCUCGUUCGCCGAGUUUACCUACCCGAUCAUGCAGGGAUGGGACUGGUGGGUGCUCUUCAAGCAGCAGGGGGUGCAGAUGCAGAUUGGCGGCUCGGAUCAGUACGGCAACAUCAUCACUGGUAUCGACAUUGUCAAGACCGCCCGAGACAACGAACCCGACCCCGUGCAAGUCCUGCCCGCCCGGGACGAGUUCGACGACCCGGUCGGGUUCACCGUGCCGCUCCUGACAGACUCGUCUGGUGCCAAGUUUGGGAAGACCGCCGGGAAUGCAGUAUGGCUUGACCCCUUCAUGACCAGCCCCUUCGAUCUGUACGGCUACUUUGUCCGGCGGCCUGAUGCAGACGUGGAGAAGCUCCUCAAACUCUUUACUUUCAUCCCCAUGCACGAGAUCCAAGUGAUCAUGGAGGAGCAGAAUAAGGACCCCUCAAAGCGCGUUGCUCACCACCGUCUUGCAUUCGAGGUCCUGUCACUGGUUCACGGCGAAGAGGUGGCGCGCAAAACACAAAAGGAACACGAGAUGAUGUACAGCAAGGGCGGCGCAGCCAUUCCCCUGCCGACCGGAACGUGGGAGAGUCAGUAUGCGGAACCGGAACAUCAAACAAACCCCAACAACGCACCAAGGAUCGACAUGAUCCUCCCCAAGUCUCUCAUCAUGGGCAAGUCCAUCGGCCGCAUUCUCUACGCCGCCGGCCUGGCCGACAGCCCGACGAAGGGCCACAAGCUGGCCUUGCAACAGGGCGUCUAUGUUGCCGGUCACCCCGGCGCCCGCAAGGGACACGGCGAGCCCCUGAAGCCGGGCGAGCUUACGUGGACUUCAAUCAAGUUGUGGUUUCCGCAGGAGACCCAAAGGUAUCUGAUUGACGAUAAGAUACUCAUCUUGCGCAAGGGCAAGCACAACGUGCGUAUCAUCGAGAUGGUCAGCGACGAGGAGUACGAGAAAUCGGGCCAGCGAUACCCGGGCCAGCCGUACACGGGCUACCUCCGCGCUCUCCGACAGCAGCUCAAGUGGCUAAAGCUGGGCAAGAUAUCCCCCGAAAGGGUGAAGGAGGUGUUGCAGAAGGCAGCCGCGAAGGAGGACGAAGCCGCAGGGCCCGAGGCGAUCAAGUUCCCAAAGAAGAAGUCUCAGGAGCAGAUCGAUUUGGAGGCUCAGCUUGAGGAGCUGCUCGCGUCACUUCCAUCCCAGGCAGAAGGGGCCUCGCAGGAAUCCCAGGCAGCAGGAGCUUCGCAGGAAUCCCAGGCAGAAAAAGCCUCGCAGGAAUCUGAGGCAGCAAAAGCUUCGGAGAAAUCCCAGGCAGAAAGAGCUUCGGAGUAAUGGGACGCGGACCGAUUCGCUGGAAGGGGGCAAUACCCGAAGACGCUUCCAUUGGCCAUCUAUUUGUACGACAUUGAACGCGAUCCCCGGCGUCUGUGUAAGAUUGGAA